AUGGUUCUCCAAGACUUAACACGGGCAGAGGUCUCCCGCCAUACACACAGCAACGAUGCCUGGACAAUUAUCAAUGGCGAUGUCUGGGACGUUACCGGCUUCGCUGAGACGCACCCUGGAGGUGAAGGUGUCAUUGAGGAGCACUACGGAAAAGAUGCUUCCGAAGUCUACAACUCCGUCCACGGCCCAAAGCUGGCAAUGAGCUCCUUUGGGGCCACCAAACUGAUGGGAAGAGUCCCAGAACUGGUGUCAGCUCAGGAUCAGGCGUCCUUGAGAAAUCCCAAGCUCGUUAAAGAUCUCCCGCCGCUUGAAUCCAUCAUCAACCUAGAAGACUUGGAAGAUGCUGCAAGAUCUUGCCUGAACGAACGAUCCUGGGUGUACAUCUCCGGUGCUUCUAACGACUGCUACACAGCGUCUAAGAACGCUGAGAUAUAUCAGUCCGUCUUUCUGCGACCUCGGGUCUGUAGACCUGUCAGUCAGGUCGACACGAGCACAACAAUACUGGGUCACCGCUUUGACGUCCCCAUAUUCAACGCUCCAGCGUCAUUGGCUAUGCUGACGCACCCGUCCGCCGAGAUUGGGCUGGCAAAAGGAUUAUCAGCGUCUGGAAGCACUAUUUCAAUGCCUACCCUUGCCUCUUAUUCGCUAGGCGAGGUUGUCGAUGCUCUACCCCAGAACCAUCCCUUCUUUUUCCAACUGUACAUUCCCCGAGAUUCUUCAGCAUUGACUAAGCUCUUGGGUGAGAUUAGUCGUGCUUCGCCAAAGGCUGUCAUCAUCACUGUGGAUCUGCCGGUCUUUAGUAAACGAGAGGCCAACGAGCGCUAUGAGAUGAGGAUGGUGAAAGAAAAGGGCGAGCCGAAGGUCACGAAGCAGAACAAGCAAUCUCGCGCAGCAAGCGCAGCAAUCAGCCCAGACGUUACGUGGACUCAGAUCCAAACCAUCAAGAGAAAGUUGGGGAUACCCAUCUUUGUCAAGGGGAUACAGUGUGCCGAAGACGCUAUGAAAGCCUUCGAAAGCGGCUGCGAAGGAAUCUACAUAUCGAAUCACGGCGGGCGCGGCAUCGAUACAUCGCAGCCAGCGCUUCUUACUCUGGCAGAGAUCAACAUCAAGUGUCCACAGCUCUUAUCUCAGAUGACUAUUUUCAUUGAUGGGGGAAUCCGCCGAGGCACAGAUGUCUUCAAAGCUAUCUGUCUCGGUGCUUGUGGAGUCUGUCUUGGCCGACCUUUCUUCUAUGCUCUUAUGUACGGUGAAGAUGGUGUGCAUCAUCUGAUGAACAUCUUACGAGAUGAGUUGGAAAAUGUCAUGCAGCUUUGUGGAAUCCAGCGCUUAAGUGAGGCUCAUCCGGGAUUGUUGAAUACCAAGGCUCUCGUGAACAUGAUUGAUACUGGCGAGAUGCUUAGGAUGAGGAGCAAAUUGUAA
This is a messenger RNA of Fusarium tjaetaba, 1419 nucleotides long. Its product is annotated as L-lactate dehydrogenase (cytochrome). The coding region runs from base 1 to 1419 and encodes 472 amino acids. Lineage: Eukaryota; Fungi; Ascomycota; Sordariomycetes; Hypocreales; Nectriaceae. Gene Ontology annotation, molecular function: oxidoreductase activity. The record is from RefSeq and is a predicted model, not a curated record. The transcript has 2 exons.